Messenger RNA from Astyanax mexicanus (Mexican tetra), 4908 nucleotides. RefSeq names its product WASH complex subunit 2C (gene washc2c). Gene Ontology annotation, molecular function: retromer complex binding; phosphatidylinositol phosphate binding. Lineage: Eukaryota; Metazoa; Chordata; Actinopteri; Characiformes; Acestrorhamphidae. Gene Ontology annotation, biological process: retrograde transport, endosome to Golgi; protein localization to endosome. Bases 204 to 4415 code for a protein of 1403 amino acids. The record is from RefSeq and is a predicted model, not a curated record. Gene Ontology annotation, cellular component: early endosome; WASH complex. The transcript has 32 exons.
CAGUCAGUCAGUCAGUCAGGUGACUAUGGAUCAGCUGAUUGUAUGCAGCAGGCUGGACGGCCGAGGAGACGGAAUACUGAUGAGGAGAGCGCCAGUCACAAACUGCCUUUCAGCUCAAGCCCUGCUGGAUUAAUGACUUCUAUCAAAAGAGCACCGUGAACAAAAUCAGUUCUGUUGUGACAGAUAACUAACCGGCUGCCCCAAUGGAGAACGGCCCGAGUAAUUACAAUGGGCAGGCUGAGCAGGUGUGGGAGAGGCCCUGGACGCUGGAUGAGAUGAGAAAAAGCAGCUCUAACUGGUCCUUAGCUGCAGAUUCUGGGCUUUUUCUCUAUCUGCAAGACUUCUCUCAGAGGAUGCUGUCUAAGACUCAUGAGAUCGAAAAACAGUUGGAUGGCCUCAUUCGGGACACUAAAGCCACUGACAGCUGCUUACACACAGUCUUCAACGACUUUCUCAUGCUUUCCAAUACACAGUUCAUCGAAAACAGGGUAUAUGAUGAAGAGGUCGAAGAGCCAGCUCCAAAGACUGAGGCCCAGGAGAAACGCACCGAACAGGAAAAAACACGAGAACAGAAGGAGGCUGAGCUGAUACCUAAAGUCCAGGAGGCAGUAAACUACGGUCUGAAGGUUUUGGAGUCUGCUUUUGAGCAACUAGACAUUAAGGCAGGGAACUCUGACUCUGAAGAUGAGGAGGCAGCUGAUAGAGUUGAACCCAUCUUAGAGCCCAAGGAUCUGUAUGUAGAUAGACCAUUGCCAUAUUUGAUUGGAUCUCAAGCUUUUAUGGAACAAGAGGAUGUUGGCCUUGGGGAUCUCUCCAGUGAUGAAAUGUCCAUUGACAGUGACAGGGAGAGCGUUAUUGAGAGUGAUGAGGAAAAAGAUGCAGAGCACUCAGAUGAGGAUUUUGAUCAGGAAGAGGAAGGCCAAGGAAACUUAAAGAAGAAGCCAUCUGUAGUCAGCAGUGAUGAAGAGGAGGAAGAAGAUGAAGAUUCAGACAUAUUUGGAGAAUCUGACAAGGAUGAGGACGAAGCCACAAAGGAUGAAGUGGGUCCCACUUCUUUUGCUGAUGAGCUGGCUGCCAGAAUCAAAGGAGAUACAACAAGCAUGCCAGAGUCAGAUCGUACAUCAUUGUCAUCAGGCCCAUCUGUCAGCAAGAAGAAGAACAAAGGAAAGAAACUGCCAAAGGCAUCGGUGGACCAUGAUAGUGAUGAAAUGUUCAGUCCUCCGAAAAUGGAUGAUGAUGAGUUUUCUCCAUUUGGAGGAAAAGGUGGUCUCUUCAGUGGUGGUAAAGGCCUGUUUGAUGAUGAUGAUGAAGGUGAUCUGUUUUCUGAAGCCCCCAAAAAUGAGCCAGUGGGGGAGGAACGAUUAGCACCACAAACAACAGAAAGUGCAAAAACUAAGAAAAUACCUACAGGUGCAGUUUCCAUUUUUCCAGAAAACAAUCUGUUUGGCUCACCGAAAGCUUCAGAUUCAGCAGAAAGCAAAGAGAAUGGCAGUCCAGUCAAACCCAAAGUGCAGGCAGCUCCAAAACCGGCAGCACUAGGAGGUGGUCUCUUUGAUGACGAAGAUGAUGAUGACUUUUUCAGUGGGAAACCUCUCAAAAAACCUACUUCUGCUGGACAGGAGAAGCACAAACCAAAGAAAACCGUGGACCUGUUCGGGGGCGAUGAAGAUGAAGACGACAAAGAUGAUGGUGAUAUUUUCAAUGCGAGAGCAGCUUCCACACCUCAACAGAGCAAGAAAACUGUAGAGGAGGAGGAGGAGGAAGUAGUGCGACCUCCAGAGAAGAAGUUACCUGCUGGUGCCAUCUCUAUGUUUGGACCUGGCACAAAGAGUCUUCUUGUGGAGGGCCUGAAGAGACGCCAGCCUUCGACGAGUGAAGAGUCUGAGAAAUCUGAGGAGAGCGUUCCCCCUCCUGAGGUCAAACAGUCAUCUGCUCCUAAAACAGCAGAGAAGGUCCACAGCAAAAGUCUGUUCUCUGAUGAUGAAGAUUCUCAGAUAUUCUCCACAUUGCCAAAAAGUAAUUCAAAAACUGAAGCCCCUACUACUAGCAAACCAAGCAAGACUUCACUCUCUAUAUUUGAUGACGACGAGGAGGAUCUGUUUUCCUCUGUGCCAAAAACCAAAUCAAUUCAGGUCAAACCAGCAGCACUUCAGCCCAAGAAAACCGUGUCGAGUUCUCUUUUUAGCGAUGAUGAGGAUCAGUGGAUAAGCUCCACACCCGGCACAGUGAAGCCAGAGGUGAAAAGUGCUGGAAUGAAGGCCAGUGUCAGUGCCCCGUCCAGCCUCCCCAGUGCCAAACCACCACAAAAAGACGGCUUAUUUGAUGAGGAUGGCGAUGACGACCUGUUUGCAGCUACAAAGGAGACAAGUAAGAAGAAGCCUCAGAGAGUCUCCCUUUUGUUUGAGGAUGAAGAUGAUGAAGACAAAGGAUCACUUUUUGGUUUCAAACCACCUGAAAACAAAACAACUCCCGAAGCUAAAGUGCCCGCUGCUACCUCUCAGACUGCCUCUCUGUUUGCUUCUGAGGAGAAGGAAAAAGUGGUAUCUGCCUCAGUGGUGGAUAAGAUAGCUGAAGAGAAACCCUCAGACGAGAAGCCUGUGCUGACCGUACCUUCUCCUGAAGAGAGCAGCACUGGUAGUAAGAAGAAGCCUGUGGGAGCUGUUAGCCUGUUUGGAGGAAUUAAUGUACUAGGAGAUGGGGCGGACACAGUCAAGAAGCAGAGCAAAGGUCUAUUGGAUGACUUUGAUGAUCUUGACUGGCAUAAAGAAGCUCCACCGCCAAUGGAGAGCAAGGAGAAAAAGACCAAGAAAACCGCACUUAGCCUGUUUGAUGAUGACUAUGAUGAUGAUAAUGAAGAUGAUGAACCUGAUGAGGCAUCACCUUUUUCCAUAGUAGCCAAGCCAACAGAUAAAAGCUCAUUAAAGCCCCAGGAGGAGAAAGCUCAUGUGAAGAGCACCGGUGUGUUUCAGGACGAGGAGCUUCUCUUUAGCCACACGCAGCAGAGAGACAAUGACCCAGACGUGGACCUCUUUGCUACCGCUUCUAAACCUUCUGCACCCUUGCCUAGCUCAGUAAAGACUGAUGUGCCUACAUUGUUUGGGGAUGAUGAUGACGACGACCUGUUCAGCUCUGCAAAGCCAAAAGCUCCUCCGAAAGUACCAGAGAAGCCCAGUAAACCUAAAAAAGACGAACUUGACAAAGGAUCAACCACAGCACAAUCAAGCCAGAAAGAGAAGCCGACAAGCCCUGUAAAAUCUAAAGAAACCUCAAGGAUUGGGAAACUCCAAGCUAACUUGGCAAUCAACCCGGCCAGCCUCUUACCGGGAGCAGCGCCGCGUGUGCCAGGAGGAGUCAGCGUAAUCCCUGGCCUGGCGCCCUCCCAUUCGGCUCGGGCCUCAGGGCCGCUGCCAGGCUUCGCUGGCCCCCCGGAGCCCCAGGCGCGCAGCGAGGGAGCAGUAAGCUUCGACACGCCGGCUCAAGUCACCACGCUACAGAGUGCCAAUAAGGAUCGUGCUAAAGUCGCAACAAAACGACGGCCCCAAACGCGAGCAGCGAGACAGAUAGCCGCACAGCGCUCAGUAGAAGCACGCAGAGACAUGGAGGAAGUGGAUUCUCAAGGUGGGACGGCUUCCUCGAUGCCCCCGUUCAAUCCUAUUUCAGCCAGACCCUCUGCCCUCACCCUGCCUGUAACCACCACCUCCUUAGCGUCCGUGAAGAGACACGCCGAUGAGUCUGUCAGGCCGAAGAUCCCACCUGUUGCUCCUGUUGAGGAGGACCUGUUUGCCUCAGAGGACCUUUUCGCUUCUGCAUCAGUUCCUAAGCUCACACCCUCCCCUCAGCUCAAAACAAAGCCCUCCGAGACAGCCCCUGAUGGAGCCCCUAAAAAAGAAGCCAGUGUAGCCUCAAAGAAAGACCCAACCCUGUCUAUCUUCGAUGACCAUGGGGAGGACCUUUUUGCAGUAGUUAAGCCGAAGCCAGGAAAGAAAGCCAAGGCCGUGCCUUUCCUUGAUGAUGAAAAUGAUGAUGAUAUCUUUAAAACGGAGAAGAAAAAGGACUCUAAAUUACAGAGUGAUUCAACUAAAGCAGACAUUUUCCAGGAUGAAAAGGAAACUCCCUCUAAAGCUCUUAAAAAACCUAAAGAAGCAUCUUUGGAUGCAAGCUUGUUUGAUGAUGAUGUUGACAUUUUUGCUGACUUGACUCCCACAACAAAACCAAAAGGGAAAAAGGUGAAGAAGAAAGUGGAAACUAAAUCUAUAUUUGAUGAUGACAUGGAUGAUAUUUUCUCAUCUGGAAUCACCAAACCGGUAGCAGCCCCUUCCUCAAAGGCUAAGAAGCCCACCCAGGAACCCAGCUCAGCAGAAGAAUCGGGUCAUAGUAUUUUUGAUGAUCCCCUUAAUGUGUUUGGUGGAAACUAAACCUCUGUCCUCUAUUUGUAUAAAUGUGUAGAGAUGUUUAUUGGAUUUACAGAGACUAGAACAUACUGUAUUAACACUGUUCAUAGAUAAUUUAUAAAUUCUCGUAAAACAUACUUAUAAAAAAUUGAUGAAGAAAAAGCUCAACUUCUAAUGGCAUCUACAAACUCAUUUCUCAUCAGUAGGUUAUAUAGCUGCCACAAAGUGCUAUUUAGAUUACUUUUUGUAUUUUAUUUUCUGCAUAGCACUUUAAAUUUGAGAUGAUUAAUUGUGCAUCAUGAAUCAGAUUCAUUGGAUUGUGACUGGAUACAUUCCUUUGACAUGGUCGACUGUAAGAUUUAAUUUGCAUUUUUUUGCAUCGGUUUGUGCCAUAUAAUUCUUAACGAUUGUCUUAUGAUUAGUGCUCACUGUCUUUUGAUGCUGUUUUUAAAAGUUUUUUUGUGUUGCAUGUGAAAUGAUUUUUGUAAACUAAAGAAAAUAUAUUUUAUGAAAUUUA